Molecule: messenger RNA, 1612 nt
Organism: Halteromyces radiatus
Lineage: Eukaryota; Fungi; Mucoromycota; Mucoromycetes; Mucorales; Cunninghamellaceae
Exons: 10
Coding region: 37-1446 (469 amino acids)
Molecular function (GO): protein binding
Source: RefSeq, a predicted model, not a curated record
CUUUCUUCUUUUUUCUAUACUGGAAAAAAAAAAUAGAUGCGAUAUCCUUUUCUCAAAUUCUUACUAUUAGUUACCCUAUUGUCGUUUGUUGUGGCUCAGGAUGUCCAACCUAGUGACCCUCAAGCUAGCCCUACAGAUUCUUCAAAUCAACCUCCUCCAGCACAAUCAUCAUCACCACUAGAUCCAACAUCAUCUACUGAUCCUAACCAAUCAAAUACCCCAACUCCUACCAAUAAUGGAAACACCGAUUCACUGGCACCAACAGCAUCUGCGAGUGAUGUAGCGACUCCCUCUUCUACUCCCCAGACGGUUGACCCUAACGUUUGCACAGCACUAAAACAAUGGUUUGAUUCAACAAAUGGAAAUUCUUGGAUUGUACGCAACGGAUGGGAUUCUACAGAUAUGACAUCAUGUUGUUCCUGGUAUAAUGUACGAUGUAGCUCCAUUGGCCAGGUUAUCGAAGUUGAUCUCUCCGGCAAUAAUCUAGUGGGACAAUUACCUGAUAAUUUCGGUACCUUUCCUAAUCUUAUAAACGUUGAUUUCAGUUAUAAUAAUCUGACAGGACCUAUUCCUUCUACCAUCGGAUCUGCACCAAAUUUAAAAGUCAUCAACUUUGAUGUAAAUCAAUUAUCAGGCACUCUUCCUCCUUCUAUCGGUGGAUUAGUAAAUUUGACAUAUAUUCAUUUCAAAAAUAAUACAAUUACAGGAGGUAUUCCCAAUACAUGGUCGGGUUUACAAAAACUUUUAGGAUUGUAUGCCAGUAAUAACCAAUUGAAUGGACCUUUCCCUGACGUUGUGACCAGUAUGAUCUCUUUGCAAGCACUAUAUAUUGAUAAUAAUCAAUUCAAUGGACUCCUUCCUAUGAGUUUGGGUAAUAUGAGAGCUUUGACCACCUUAAAUGCCAAGGGAAAUCAUUUGCUAGGUACCAUUCCUGAUGUUUUUGGUAAUCUUACCAGUUUGAACUCCCUAUACCUUUCAGGACAGACGUUCAACGGAUCUAUUCCUGAAUCCAUCUAUAGCCUUACCAAUCUUGUGUAUCUUGAUUUAUCAAACAACCGAUUAAAAGGUAUUAUUUCUCCUGGAGUGGGUAAUUUAACCAAGAUUCAAACAUUGAUGUUAAGUCGUAAUGCGUUGAAUGGUCCUAUUCCAGCUGAAAUUGGCAAAUUAACACAAUUACAAUAUCUUGCAUUGAAUUAUAACGCAUUGAAUGGUCAGUUCCCUUCUGAUAUUGCACCCCCAGCUCUUGGUUAUUGCUAUGCUUCGCCUAACCAAUUCCAAAUAUGCCCUGAUCCAUCAAUUGCUAAUGACCCUAAUACCAUGGCCUUCCAAUGUUCUAUUGAUUGUUUAGUCAAUAGUAAAAAGAAAAGCGCUGCAUCUUUGACAAUGACAACCUUUUCCACCUUUUUGCCAAUAGUUAUCAUAGUUACCAUGACUACUAUACUCUAACCCCCCCCUCCCCACUUCAAAAAGAGAUAUUGAUUUUUAGUUAUAUUUUUUUAGAAAGAGAAUGGGCAAUAAUAUCAAUUUACUCAUUUUUCUCACUCACACCCCCAAUCUCUCAAAUCUAGCUCAUUAAACUUGAAAAUAAAAAAAAAUAAGAUUAUCCUUUAUA